AUGGCCGCCGCUUUGAAGGACGUGCCGUUGCACCGGUUCUUCCCACGGGGAGGGCACGCUUGGCAGACAGCCUUGCUCAGUGCCGGCACAGAGAAAAGCAUUCAGGAGAGCGAAGCGAAGACUAAGCCGGGCACCAACAAGUCAGAGAAAGAAGCGGCAGGCUGCUCCAAAGUGCAGCCAGUUGCUCUCUGGGGGAGCGCCCUGAAGCCGGGUGGAGAGGUUUCCUCUCGGGCAGCUUGGAGAAGACUAUUCUCACCGAGCUCUCGUGACAUGCAUCGCUCGAGCGACCUUGGCCGUUCCAGCGCUUUGGAACCGGCUCUCGGCGGAACAGCAUGGUUUAAGCGGAUGGGCACAUGA
This is a messenger RNA of Effrenium voratum, 357 nucleotides long. Lineage: Eukaryota; Dinophyceae; Suessiales; Symbiodiniaceae. The record is from the annotation of a GenBank genome assembly.